UAAACGUCACUAGCACGCAGAGGAACAGGAGGGACCAUAAUGCUCAGAAAAUACCCCCAUUCGCUAUGUCAAGCUCUUCCAGCGACACAUCAAGCAGCUCUUCACUUUCAUCAGAACCAACCAGCCAGAUCUCCAUGGUUCAGGAUCAAACCCUGCUGGACAUUGCCUCCAUCACUAGAUUGGCCCCAGGAGAAUCACCAAGCCCUCAACCAUCUGAGCAAAGAGAUAAAAAAUCAGCAAUAUCAUGUUCCAGCCCAUUCAGAGCAAAGAUUAUUCCAGCAUCUUGCCCAGCCAGCCCCAGGCUCAGUCUAACAUGCAGCUCAGCCAAGCCACAGCAAUACUCUGACUCCUCUACAGUCAGUCCAGGGAUCAAUGCAAAUUCCUUCUACACCUUUUGUCCUCACACAGCACAAAACGUACAAGCUUCAUCAUCAGCUCACACACUGACCCCAACCAGGAAAAGCACAAGGCCUCCAGCAACAAUGACUCCUGAAGAUAGUUCCCAGUCUCCUGGCUAUUCUAAAACUGGAUUAAAGAAUACAGGAAAGGGUUUUGAAUCAGAUCUGGAAGAUCCUGAUCAUGAAAGGAGAUUUGUAACCGCAAAGGAAUUCCAAACUAUGGAGAAAGAACUAGAGGAUGUUAAAGAAGAACUGAAAUGCCUGAAGUGGAAAGUGAGACACAUUGGUGAGACUGUGCAACCCCUGGCCGAAGACAGCAAGCGUUACAACGGCUAUACCCUGACGGAGCUCAAGGCAAUGGUGCAGUCCGAAGAUGACCCUUACAAGGCUGCACACAAGAUCCUAACUGCGCUCUUCAGCGAUGUCUACUUGCUACAGCACUCAGUCACUGAACAGGCCUGCAACUCCCAAUCUCUGCCCAAGCCCAAAAUAGACCCAGAGCUGUACAUGGUGUACUGUGACAUUCUGAAAAGCAUAUUCCCUGGAAUUAGCAGCCAGACCUUGAGGGAAGAGACACAACACGUGCAGAAAAGCACCCAGAAAGAAGUGCAAUAACACCGGGGCUCACAACAUGUUCUGUGAAGUGAGAAGUCUCCAAUGAUUUUAGAGGACUGAACUGUGGGUACGUACCUUUGGUUGAGUCUAUCCCCUUUAGGUAUGAAUCAUCUGAUAUUGGUGAGCUCUGAGCCCUUCAUGUCACUUGCCCAAUGAGACAGGAUGGGAAGUCGUUCUGCAUACUUUCCACAUACUUUUACUUUCCACAAUUUAGAAAAAAACGGCCCCCCAUAGUGUCUCUUUCAAGAUAUGGAUGCUUCCUUGUCUCCAGCAACGCUAAAUGCUGACAAAAGAAUCCAGAGAAGGCAUUUUGUGUCCAAGCAAGGGCCUUCCCCCAGCCCCAAACAGACCAACCAACCAACCAGCAUCUGGGUAGUUUCUAUUUU
This is a messenger RNA of Phalacrocorax carbo (great cormorant), 1399 nucleotides long. NCBI's taxonomy places the organism in Eukaryota, Metazoa, Chordata, Aves, Suliformes, Phalacrocoracidae. The record is from RefSeq and is a predicted model, not a curated record.